AUGGUGGGAGGACGGGGCCGCGGCUGUACACUUGUGGCCAUCACACACACACACUCCAGUGGUCUGCAUGUUCACUGGCCUCCCUCGCCUGCUGCCCCUCCUCCUCUCCCCUCACACCCCUCACAACCCCUCACAACCCCCUCCCCACCCACGGCACAACCCCGCCACCUGGUGACCAGCGACACAACUUCUCUUACAAGUGCCAUGCUUCUCUCCCCUCUUCAUAAAGCCAUAUGUCAGAGGUGUGUGGGAUCACAGCUUACCAAUCACCUGUGGCUGUUCAACAGUAACAGUCAUCAGUUUUCCACAAAUCAGCAUUUACAGAGUGUCAGGAAAUCCGUUUCUAAGCAUGUCAGAUCUGACACAUCAGGCAGCUUUGGCCAGAAAGCCAAAGAAGCAACGCGUACCACAUACUACACUGCUGUGGUGGUGCUGGGUGUAGGAGUCACUGGCCUUAUGAUGUAUUCAGUCUUCAAAGAGCUACUUUCCUCCUUUUCGCCACAGACAGUUUACAGUGCAGCUGUUAAGAAAUGUGUUGCUCAUCCCAGAGUUGUUGAUUUUCUGGGGGAUUCAGUGAAGAGUUAUGGUGAGGAGAGUCGUCGGGGACGACGGCAGCAUAUCAGUCACUUGUCAUAUGAGAUGGAAGGCAUGAAGGGACUCAGGAUCAAGUUCUACCUGAAGGGGCAUCGAAGGACAGCAACAGCCAAUGUUGAUGCUCGAGAAACAUCAUCUGGUUGGGAGUUUAGGUAUUUAUUUGUCCAGCUUGACUCCUACCCUUAUGAGGUCAUCGUGAUUGAGGACAAUAGAGGAACAGUGUUCGACGCUUCCUCAUCUUCAGACCUACCAGCUCUUACUAACACUCCUACAACACAAGAUGAUGAUAUCUCUGGAUUUACACCACUCUUUUCAACAAAAUAAUCAGCUCAUGCAAUCACAAAAGUAACAAACUAUUUAUAUAAUUUUGUUAGGCAGUUCAUAUCUCUGUUUUGUGAAUUUCAUAAAUUAUUUUCAAGUGUCGUAUCUAUUGAAUACUCUUCAAGUAAAAAAUGAUAACUGACCUUCUGUUAUAUAUUUACAAAUCCUUGGAACUACAGUACUACUGUGUACAUAAAAAUGGUUAGUAAUUAAAAUUUUAUUAAUAUUGGCAGCCAAAGCAGCACCUGUAAUGAUUUAAGUGAACAGUAUUGUAUUGUAUAUCCUUCAAAAUAUUAUUCUCUACUUGUACUGUACCACCAGCCCGGUAUUCAUACCACAUUGCCUCAGAUUUGAGUAUUCAUUCUCAUUUUGUUCUCCGACACACUCAGAUAGGAUCAAAUACAGCACUGCACCACACCAUACUGUAGUGCAGGCAAAUCACUUUAAUUUGUUGCUUGGUUUUUCUACCAGAUUUUUUGUAAUAAAUUAUUCUUACAUAAAAUUUUGAAUGUAGAGCAUUUGUAAUACAAAUUUUAUAAUAUGAAAAUUACAAAGAAAUGUUAGGCAA
Messenger RNA from Procambarus clarkii (red swamp crayfish), 1483 nucleotides. Its product is annotated as mitochondrial import inner membrane translocase subunit Tim21. The record is from RefSeq and is a predicted model, not a curated record. Gene Ontology annotation, cellular component: TIM23 mitochondrial import inner membrane translocase complex. Gene Ontology annotation, biological process: protein import into mitochondrial matrix. NCBI's taxonomy places the organism in Eukaryota, Metazoa, Arthropoda, Malacostraca, Decapoda, Cambaridae.